This is a messenger RNA of Lathyrus oleraceus (garden pea), 1347 nucleotides long. Its product is annotated as F-box protein SKP2A. The record is from RefSeq and is a predicted model, not a curated record. Gene Ontology annotation, molecular function: protein binding. Lineage: Eukaryota; Viridiplantae; Streptophyta; Magnoliopsida; Fabales; Fabaceae. The coding region runs from base 317 to 1135 and encodes 272 amino acids. Gene Ontology annotation, cellular component: SCF ubiquitin ligase complex. The transcript is spliced from 4 exons. Gene Ontology annotation, biological process: SCF-dependent proteasomal ubiquitin-dependent protein catabolic process.
AUACACUUUACCCCCUGUAAUGUUAGCGAGUUUAGGGUUACCCCCUGGUAAAGUUAUUUUUUCAAUACCCCCUUAUGUUAUGUAGAUUCCUUCAUAGAACCCCCUAAUAUCCAGGUGGCAUGGAAUCUUGGUUUUUUAUUUCAGACGUGGCUUUUUAAUUUUUUUAUUUUCACAUGUGAAUCUUCAUUAGGUCUCCAGCAUGGCAUAAACUAGAAAUUAGGGUUCCAAAUCCAUCCCUCUCUCUCUUCGUGAAAUCCAUCCCUAUCCCAAGUCAAUUGAAAACCCCGGUCGCAAAUUUUGGAAAUGCAGGAAUUAUAUGGACCAUUUUACAAAGUUGCAAACUCUAAUCCUUCGACAAGACAAGCCUCAACUUGAGGACAAUGCUGUUGAGGCUGUUUCAAAAUUCUGUCCCGACCUGCAGGUUCUGGACCUCACCAAAAGUUUCAAGCUUACCGAUCGUUCGCUGUAUGCUAUAGCUUUAGGUUGUUGUGAUCUUAUAAAACUCAACAUCAGUGGCUGUUCAGCUUUUAGUGACAAAGCUUUGGCUUAUCUAGCUAGUUUAUGCAGAAAGCUGAAAGUUUUGAAUCUGUGUGGUUGUGUUAAAGCUGUAUCAGAUACUGCAUUACAGGCAAUUGGACAUUACUGCAACGAGUUACAGUUUUUGAACCUUGGAUGGUGUGAACAAAUAAGUGAUGUUGGUGUGAUGAGUUUAGCAUAUGGGUGCCCUGAUCUUAGAACACUUGACUUAUGUGGUUGUGUCCUUAUAACAGAUGAAAGUGUAAUAGCAUUGGCAAAUAGGUGUCCUCAUCUGAGGUCACUUGGGCUGUACUACUGCAAAAACAUAACAGACAGAGCAAUGUAUUCAUUGGCACAGAGCAAAGUGAAAAACAAGAUGUGGGGAUCUGUGAAUGGUGAGAAUGAUGAGGAUGGUUUAAGGACUUUGAACAUUAGUCAGUGUACAUCACUCACCCCUUCAGCUGUUCAGGCUGUUUGUGACUCAUUCCCUGCACUUCAUACCUGCUCAGGAAGACAUUCACUCAUCAUUAGUGGCUGUUUGAAUCUCACGUCUGUGCAUUGUGCUUGUUGCGCUCGGCCUCACCGGGCUAUAAACGCUUUCCCUCACUCGGCUCAUUGAACCAAAUAGAUGUUUAUGUUGAGGUCUGUAUAUUAUGUACAAAACCUUGAACUUGUCUUGGACGUUUCUUGUAUUUUCUGAAUUUCAUGUGAUGCUAGUUUAGGCCAUUUUGGAUGUAAAUAUUGGUUUAUUCCAAGUUUGCCUAUGAAUUUACGGUAGGACAUUGUGGUAUUAUGGAAGGAUGUUAAUAUGAUGUUAGAUUUCUUUGUUUU